Cynoglossus semilaevis (tongue sole) is the source of this 1617-nucleotide messenger RNA. RefSeq names its product ADP/ATP translocase 2. The transcript is spliced from 4 exons. Gene Ontology annotation, cellular component: mitochondrial inner membrane. Gene Ontology annotation, molecular function: ATP:ADP antiporter activity. Lineage: Eukaryota; Metazoa; Chordata; Actinopteri; Pleuronectiformes; Cynoglossidae. The record is from RefSeq and is a predicted model, not a curated record. Gene Ontology annotation, biological process: mitochondrial ADP transmembrane transport; negative regulation of mitochondrial outer membrane permeabilization involved in apoptotic signaling pathway; mitochondrial ATP transmembrane transport. Bases 122 to 1018 code for a protein of 298 amino acids.
UAAAUCCGCAACGCAGCUUUACAAUCGGCCAUUUCGUCUGUGCAGGCCGUCAGCUAAAGAGGGCACUGGGGAUAUAGAUCUAUUACUGGUUAUCUGAAAGGCACAUCUGAAACAACGCAACAUGAAUGACACAGUUGUAUCUUUCGCCAAGGAUUUCUUGGCCGGCGGUAUCUCUGCUGCCAUCUCUAAAACAGCUGUGGCCCCAAUCGAAAGAGUGAAGCUACUCCUUCAGGUCCAGCAUGCCAGUAAGCAGAUCACCGCAGACAUGCAGUACAAGGGUAUCAUGGACUGCGUCGUCCGUAUCCCCAAAGAGCAAGGUGUGCUGUCCUUCUGGAGAGGUAACCUUGCCAAUGUCAUCAGGUACUUCCCCACCCAGGCCCUCAACUUCGCCUUCAAGGACAAGUACAAGAAGAUCUUCCUUGAUGGCGUUGACAAGCGUACCCAGUUCUGGCGGUACUUCGCCGGUAACCUGGCAUCCGGUGGAGCCGCUGGAGCCACUUCCCUGUGCUUCGUGUACCCUCUCGACUUUGCUCGUACCCGUCUCGCCGCUGACGUGGGAAAAGCUGGAGCAGGGAGAGAAUUCAGUGGUCUGGGCAACUGCUUGGCUAAGAUCUUCAAGUCUGAUGGUCUGAAGGGUCUGUACCAGGGCUUCAACGUCUCUGUGCAGGGUAUCAUCAUCUACAGGGCCGCAUACUUCGGCAUCUACGACACAGCUAAGGGUAUGCUUCCCGACUCCAAGAACACCCACAUUUUGGUGAGCUGGAUGAUUGCACAGAGUGUGACAGCCGUUGCUGGUCUGACUUCAUAUCCCUUCGAUACUGUACGUAGACGCAUGAUGAUGCAGUCUGGACGCAAAGGAGCUGACAUCAUGUACAGUGGGACCAUCGACUGCUGGCGUAAGAUCGCACGUGACGAGGGCGGCAAGGCUUUCUUCAAGGGAGCCUGGUCCAACGUGCUCAGAGGCAUGGGUGGCGCCUUCGUGCUGGUGUUGUACGAUGAGCUGAAGAAAGUCCUCUAAGUCUUGUCAGUCGCGUCACUGUUCAAUUUGGCUAAAUGUUAAUAACUUUCCACUUCUAUGGACUCAGCAUUCUGCCUUAUUUAUGGGAACAAUUGAUAGUGUUUCGCCACCAGUUGUGGGCCGUUGGCUGUAUGUUGUGCAUCUUUUAUUAUUUUAAAACGUUCCACAUCCACCUUACAAUGUCAUUCCUGUAAACAUCAAGAACUGAUUACCUCCUUGUCAUCACUAGAUUUGUAUGGUCCCAACUUGAAUAAAUUCUGGGGAACAAACUAAACAGUUUGUCAACUCUGUCCUCUGUCGCUGCCACCAUUAGUUCAAUGCAUGAUGGGGGAUUAUUCCUCACUGCUAUAUUUACACAUGCUUAUCCUGAGCCUUUGUAGUCUGACCACAGAUACUGUACAGCUGCACGACACCCGAGUGUGAGCAGCUUCUGAAAACCACUCGACAAAUUCGACAGUGAAGGGAAUUCCACACUUGUCUAGCUGAGGUCUCUCGUACGGUUGACGUAUCUCAUUACCGGCAGGUAACGUCGCCCGCCAAUGUCCAUACAUGUACAAUACAAGACGAUACUUAUCUUAAUAAAUACCUGAUUAAACCAA